CUCUCCGCUAAAUUAAGCGGCACUCCUCCGCUAAAUCUGUGUCAGCCCCACAUCGCCACCAACAACGCCGCCACUCUCCGGCGUUAAAUUAUUCUCAUUGACUGACUGAAUUCUCUAGAAGUAAUCGUUUCAGGCGAAGGCAUUUUACAAUUGCAUCUGAUUGAGAAUCGUUCAGAUCUGAGUCCAGGUGAGUUAGAUCGGAGUUCAGAUGGAGGAGGCAUUGGAGCAGGCACGUUCCAAGGACACGAAGGAGCGAAUGGCGGCGGUGGAGCGUCUGCACCAACUCCUUGAAGCUUCCAGGAAGAGUCUGAGUUCGGUCGAAGUCACUUCUCUGGUUGAUUGUUGUUUGGAUCUUCUCAAGGAUAACAACUUUAGAGUCUCUCAGGGUGCUCUCCAGGCCCUUGCCUCCGCCGCAGUACUCUCUGGUGACCAUUUGAAGUUGCACUUUAACGCGCUUGUUCCGGCCGUAGUAGAGCGGUUGGGCGACGCCAAACAGCCUGUUAGAGAUGCUGCUAGACGCCUCCUGCUUACUCUCAUGGAGGUUUCUUCUCCUACAAUUAUUGUCGAAAGAGCAGGUUCUUUUGCCUGGACUCAUAAAAGCUGGAGAGUUCGCGAGGAAUUUGCACGAACUGUCACAUCAGCUAUCAGUCUUUUUGCAUCUACUGAACUGCCUCUUCAGCGGGCUAUACUUCCACCUACUUUGCAGAUGUUGAAUGAUUCAAAUCCUGGUGUUCGUGAAGCAGCUAUCCUUUGCAUUGAGGAAAUGUAUGCGCAGGCUGGAUCUCAAUUCCGUGAUGAACUUCAGCGUCAUAAUCUUCCUGCUUCAAUGGUGAGGGAUAUUGAUGCUAGACUAGAGAAAAUCAAACCACAAGUUCAACCUUCGGAUGGGCUUACUGGUGGUUUUUCUGGUGAGAUGAAACCUGCAAGCCUAAUCACCAAGAAAAACAGUCCAAGGGCCAGGACUUCUUCUCGGGAGGCAUCUCUCUUUGGAGGGGAAAGUGAUAUUGCAGAAAAACCGGUAGAACCAAUUAAAUUGUACUCUGAAAAGGAACUAGUGAGGGAAAUUGAGAAAAUUGCUUCUACUCUCAUACCAGCAAAAGACUGGUCUGUCCGCAUUGCGGCCAUGCAGAGAGUUGAAGGCCUUGUUUCUGGAGGUGCUGCUGACUACCCCUCUUUCUGGGGCCUCCUAAAACACCUUGUUGGCCCUCUAAGUAUGCAAUUAUCAGAUCGAAGAUCAAGCAUUGUGAAGCAGGCUUGCCAUCUAUUGUGUUUUUUAUCAAAGGAGCUCUUGGGAGAUUUUGAGGCUUGCGCUGAGAUGUUCAUUCCAGUCCUUUUCAAGUUGGUUGUGAUCACUGUCCUCGUAAUUGCAGAGUCUGCAGAUAAUUGUAUAAAAACGAUGUUACGUAACUGUAAAGUUGCCCGUUUGCUUCCUCGCAUUGUUGAUUGUGCAAAGAACGACAAGAGUUCAGUACUCCGUGCAAGGUGCUGUGAAUAUGCAUUGUUGAUACUAGAAAAUUGGCCUGAUGCACCAGAAAUACAGCGAUCGGCUGAUUUAUAUGAAGUUCUAAUAGGGUGUUGCGUUUCAGAUGCAAUGAGUGAGGUACGAUCAACUGCUAGAAUGUGCUAUAGAAUGUUUGCAAAAACUUGGCCAGACCGUUCUCACCGGUUAUUUUCAACAUUUGAUCCUGUCAUUCAAAAGAUAAUAAAUGAAGAAGAUGGAGGGAUGCCUAGGCGACAUGCUUCUCCUUCAGUCCGUGACAGAAAUGUGCAAGUGUCCUUUACGUCUCAGACAUCUUCAAAUUUACUUGGGUAUGGAACUUCUGCUAUAGUUGCAAUGGACAGAAGUUCUGGCUUAUCCUCUGGGACAUCCAUAUCCUCUGGUUUGCUUCUGUCACAGGCAAAGACUCUUGGUAAGGAGACUGAACGUAGUCUGGAGAGUGUAUUACAUGCAAGCAAACAGAAGGUCAGUGCCAUUGAAAGUAUGCUUAGAGGUUUGGAAAUCUCAGACAAGCAGAAUCCUUCAUCUCUCCGGUCAUCCAGUUUGGAUCUAGGAGUUGAACCUCCAUCAUCCCGUGAUCCACCAUUUCCUGCUGCUGUUCCAUCUUCUAACAAUUUCACAAGCCAUUUAGCUCUAGAAUCAUCUGCCUCUAUUGGCAGUAAAAGUAGUAACCGCAAUGGUGGCUUGGUUAUGUCGGACAUCAUCACACAGAUUCAAGCUUCCAAAGAUUCAGGUAAACUAUCACAGAGAAGUAAUUUGGCAACUGAGUCAUUGCCAGCUUUUUCAUCAUACUUGGCUAAGAGAGCUUCUGAAAGACUUCAAGAACGAAGUUCCACUGAAGAUAGAAGUGAAUUUAGGGAGGGUAGGCACUUUGCAAACCUGCAUGUUGACAGGCAGUUUUCGGAGACCUCUUACAGAGAUGCGAAUAUAAGGGAUUCACAAAAUAAUAACAUUCCCAACUUCCAGAGGCCACUUUUGAGAAAGAAUACGGCUGGAAGGAUGGCUGCCACCAGGAGAAAGAGUUUUGAUGAUUGCCAGCUGUCACUUGGGGAGAUGUCAACUUAUGUAGAAGGUCCAUCAUGUCUAAGCGAUGCUCUCAAUGAGGGGCUCAGUCCUAGUUCUGACUGGUGUGCUAGAGUUGCUGCUUUCACUUAUCUCCAUUCUUUGCUUCAGCAAGGCCCCAGAGGUGUUCAAGAAGUGGUCCAGAGUUUUGAGAAGGUGAUGAAGCUUUUCUUCCAGCAUUUGGAUGAUCCUCACCAUAAAGUUGCACAGGCAGCUCUUUCAACACUUGCAGAUAUUAUUCCAUUGUGCAGAAAGCCAUUUGAGAGUUAUAUGGAAAGGAUUUUACCCCAUGUUUUCUCACGGUUAAUUGAUCCUAAGGAGUUGGUUAGGCAACCUUGCACUACAACUUUGGACAUUGUUAGCAAAACUUAUAGCAUUGAUUCUCUCUUACCUGCUUUGCUGCGUUCACUCGAUGAACAACGAUCACCGAAGGCCAAAUUAGCUGUUAUUGAGUUUGCCAUUAGUUCCUUUAAUAAGCAUGCAGGAAAUUCAGAAGGUUCUGGUAAUAUUGGCAUCCUGAAGCUAUGGCUCACAAAAUUGACACCAUUGGUUCAUGAUAAAAAUACUAAGCUUAAGGAAGCAGCUAUUACAUGCAUCAUAUCUGUCUACUCCCACUCUGAUUCAGCUGCUGUCCUCAAUUUCAUUCUUAGCCUAUCUGUUGAAGAACAGAACUCUUUGAGACGAGCACUUAAACAGUACACUCCACGUAUUGAAGUGGACUUAAUGAACUAUCUACAGAACAAGAAACAGCGCUCUAAGUCAUCUUAUGACCCUUCUGAUGUUGUUGGAACUUCUUCUGAAGAAGGAUAUGUUGGUUUGCCCAAGAAAAGUCACUUGCUUGGAAGGUAUUCUAGUGGUUCAAUUGACAGUGAUGGUGGAAGGAAGUGCAAUUCGACUCAGGAAUCUACCCUGAUUAUAGAUAGUUUUGUCCAAGCAACUUCUGAAGAAACUCUAGAGAACUUGUAUCAUAACUUUGAGACUCAUUCGAACCCUGAUGUUCUUCUUUCCAAAACCAAGGAACUGCCUUAUAUGGUCAAUUCCACAGACCAGAAUGCAGUAUCUUGGGAUGGAAGAUUGGAAAGCUUGGAAACUAGUGUUAGCUUAGAGUGUCUAUCUACUCCUCACUUGGACACCAAUGGUCUGAUGAAAUCUGACACCACAGGGGUCAUAGAAGGGGUUGGACACGCUAAUGAAGCUUUGUUGGAAUUGGACCUUAAUCAUGACAAGCCUACUGCUGUCAAGAUUAACUCUAAUCUAGAUAAUGGACCUAGCAUUCCUCAAAUUCUUCACCUGAUCUGCAAUGGGACUGAGGAAAAUCCUAGUGCAAUUAAACGUGGUGCAAUUCAGCAGUUAAUUGAAGCUUCUGUGGCCAAUGAUCAAUCAAUUUGGAGCAAGUACUUCAAUCAGAUUCUGACAGCUUUACUUGAGGUGCUGGAUGAUUCUGAUUUCUCAACUAGGGAACUUGCCCUUUUGUUGAUUGUAGAAAUGCUCAAGAAUCAGAAAGAUGCCAUGGAAGAUUCUGUUGAAAUAUUAGUUGAGAAGCUGCUUCAUGUCACAAAAGAUGUCAUUCCAAGGGUUUCAAAUGAAGCUGAGCAUUGCUUGAAUACUGUGUUGUCUCAGUAUGAUCCUCUAAGAUGUUUAAGUGUUAUUGUCCCUUUAUUGGUUACUGAAGAUGAGAAGACUCUCGUUACUUGCAUAAACUGCUUGACGAAGCUUGUGGGCCGUCUCUCGCAGGAAGGGCUAACUGCACAGUUGCCUUCAUUUUUGCCUGCUCUUUUUGAAGCUUUUGGGAACCAGAGUGCAGAUGUCCGCAAGACUGUUGUGUUCUGUUUAGUGGAUAUCUAUAUCAUGCUAGGGCAAGCUUUUUUACCACACCUGGAGGGUCUUAACAGCACACAGUUGCGGCUGGUUACUCUUUAUGCUAAUCGGAUAUCACAGGCCAGGACGGGUACUCCUAUUGAUGCCAACCAAUGAUCAGCUGGGUCAUAUGGGCAGUUAAGUUAUGGGUUUGGGAUGUUGGCUUAGUCAGUAUGUGUAUUCUGUAUAUUUUGUGAAUGCAUUUUCAGGGGUGAUUUUUCAAUUUAUUUUUUCCUUGUUUUUCCCUUUUGCUAUCUCUUGCACUCUGAACAUAUUUUCAGUUCAAGUUUGUUGGGAGAGUGCUUUUUGUCGAAAUGAAAUAGGAAAUGUUACUAUUAUGCCAAUGUUGUAAUCAUCAUUUUAAUAACAAUGUAUGUUUAUUGAUAAAAGAAAUAUGGUUUC
Molecule: messenger RNA, 4819 nt
Organism: Rubroshorea leprosula
Lineage: Eukaryota; Viridiplantae; Streptophyta; Magnoliopsida; Malvales; Dipterocarpaceae
Source: the annotation of a GenBank genome assembly